UAAAAGAAAUUGAAAUGUUUUUAGACCUUCAAUUCUUGGAGGCAGUGCUAAAUAAGGUCGUCAUUGACAUUUAUUAAAAAUGCAAAUUCUGUCACCAUAAAAAUAAAUUAAAAGAAAACGAAGAAGAAAGAACAGUGUAAGGUUAAUUAGUCCCGUGGUUUUAAAAGUUAUUGUUUUAAAUAAAUACAUAAGUGGAGAAUAAAAGAUUCGUGAAAAUACAUUUGUUUAUGGGAGAAAUGCAUAAGAAAGAAUAAAAAAAAGGAAAGCAGAAAAUAUGCAAGUUGAAUGAGGUCGAGUUAUCGACAGUCCGGAUUGAUCCAGUCGCAAUGAUCGCAGAGCUUGCUAUAAACGAUUCUAUUAUGGUUGAGUUUAUCAAUAUGCAUGACCGCCUUGGACCCCAAAGGUCUCUGUUAUUUCAAAUGAUAACCGGGCUUUACUGGAUUUCUCUGCAGAAAAUUUCUUUUAUCGCUAGUAUGCUCAAUUCCAAGGGUUACUCGUUAUUAGUCAACGAAAAAUUAUGACCUACUGCAUUCAACUGGUGUGUUAUCGUUUACUUAAUUUUUCAAUUUUAAAAAAUUUAAAUUCUUAUACUUUUAGAAAUGUUAUUUUGUCUAUGUCACUUAUACAUCUCGUUGCAAGUGUGCUGCACGAUGUAAUAAAAUUGAAAGAAAACAGGUGAUUACUAAGCAACUUGUCUAAGUCGUCACGUGUAUUCGCACAUGCUUUCCUGUUUGCAAUCUUAACGGCACAUUUUCAGUUAUAACGUGUACAGUAAGUUGUCAAGUAGUGCAAUUUUUCCUAUAUUUUUUUAUCAAAUAAUAAGUUAUUUUAAAGUUUGACAAGUAUUUUGCAACAUUGUAGGCAACCAUUUUUCUUACGAACAAGAUAACGUUUGUCGCUUCUUAAAAAAAUGUAGAAAAAAAAUUAAUCUAAUUACACGAAAGUGAAUGAUAAUUAGAAAAGUAAAACAAAAAUUUGCUCCAUAUAAUUAAGUGCCUAAUUACUGUCUCGACCUAAUCACUAUUACACUGCUUGAAAAGCUUGAAAAGAUUCUUGAAGAAGGUGAUAUCAGCCCGACCCCCGACAUUUUUUAGUCGAGUCGACUCGUGACAAAUAUCUAUACUUGUUAUCCCACACGUGUACAAUAUUCUGACGUGCGGUGAUAAACUUGUUGUUUCAUUAUGAAUCGCAGAGGGGAUUCUUGUAAUAUUUUUAGACACUCAAUUUAAUACCACGUCUUUACUUUAAUGGAAUUUGUAAAUUCAAUUUUUCUCAUUUAUUUCCUCAACUAUCAAUUAUAAAACAGACAUGAUUUUCAAGUAAUGAAAAAAGGUUACAAAUUCUAUUCUCAAAAUUACAUUUAAGCGUUAAAAAUAGAUGAAAGAAAAAAAUGACAAAGUAAGUGAAAUUUUAAUUGAGAAGUUUAAUUAUAAUAUGUAAAUUGGACUAAAUUCAAAAUAAGUAUUGAAAAGCCUAUAAAUAAACUGUCGAGGAAACUCGUGCGACAAAAUUAUGAUCACGUGUAGGGUGUAACAAAUCGUGUAACAUAUAUACACGUGAUGAGAAAGACGUCACACGAGCUAGAAGAGUGUUGGCAUUUGAAAUGAUACAGAAAACGUGUGUGUAAGAAAAUUAAUCACAAUCGUCCGAGAAAUUCAGGCUAUAUGGCAUCAGCAUCGCAAGCGAGGCUGUAGCUAUUCUUCAGUCUGCAAAAAUACUUUUACCGAGAAACAAGUGCUCGACUUUGUCGCGCUUCAUACAAUCCUUUAAAUAUCUAUUGUUAAUAAAAACAAUGUUUUCUUGAAAUAGGGUUUAUUCUUGAAAAGAAUUAUAUAUUUUUUAAAAAACUUAUCGCAGUGAUUACUAAGGUUUUAAAACAAUUUUUUUUUAAUCAUCGACUGGGAUUAUAUUGAAAGAGUGUUGGUAAAUGUUGAGUUGUAUUUAUUAUUAAGAACAAUGGUCACACAUAGUAUGGAUAAUAUUUUAAGUAUGCAGUAUUAUACGCCUGCAAAUCUAGAAGAAAUGUCUCUUAAUAUUUCUUUACCUCCGAGAAAGAAGCGUUGUUUGAAUAAUAAAGAGCAAGAUCCAAUGUCUCAUAGGAUAAUAGAAAAGAGAAGAAGAGAUCGUAUGAACAAUUGUUUGGCUGAUCUCAGUAGACUAAUCCCGGCUGAAUACUUGAAGAAAGGUAGAGGAAGAGUGGAAAAAACGGAAAUCAUUGAGAUGGCGAUUCGUCACAUGAAACAUCUUCAAGAUGUUCGACAAGACUCGAAGCAUUCGACUGCAAAUUCAGUUCACACGCAUCCCGAGGAUAGUGUGGACAGUGUGCCUCAUUCACCGACAACGUCAAUCGCAGCCGAACAUUAUAGACUUGGCUUUCAGGAAUGUUUAAGUGAGACGAUGCACUUUCUUGUGGAGGUCGAGGGUUUUUUCGCCAGAGACUCUCUUUGUGUACAACUCAUCGGUCACUUGCAACAACACUGUGAGAAAAUUUUAGCCACGAGCGACAGACUUGGCUUUCCUCAUCCAGACCUGCCAUCAUCAAUCGAAUCAACGAAUGCCAAUUUCAUUCAUUCCACCAUUCCAACAGUGUGUCUUCAGAGCAAUCAAUCAUCCGAUCAUUGUUCAAGUUCAGGAGUGAGUUCACUCAGUGACACUGAGCGUCCGAGACCUAUCGUGCCACCUACAACCGACGACAGUGAUCACAGCAACCACAGUUCCUCGCACAGUGGACCUUCCGCGACAAGGCCGCAAAACUACAAAUUCAAGAGUUCCAUCAAACAGAGAUUCUCCGCAGAGAGAAUAAAGUCUAGUCCGCCUCCUGUCCUAGAGAAGCCCCAUGGCGUCCCGAUAUUCGCACUUCACGACGGAGGUGCUUUCUACAUCCCGUUGACGGUGGAAUCCUCCUUGCUGAGGCCGCAUCUCACGUUUAUUCCCGACACGGGUCCAGACACGGUCCUCCAUCCCGUUACAAUAUCAGUCAAUUUUAAUCAUUCGCAGCCUCCUGCAUGGUCCCAUCAUAGUCCCACUCGUUAAAUUUCGUUAAAUUUCGUUAAAUUUCGUUAAAUUCUAAUUCGCGUUCAUUUCUUUUCUUCGAUUUAUUCGCAAUCUCGAUCUUCCACUUUGCUGCCAUUUAUUUAGAUGUCGAAUUUUACUAUAUAUAUUUUACUAUAAAAAUCACAAGCGACCGACUCUUUAAUUUAAUGAUUCAUCGGAAAAGAAUAUUCAAAAAUUCCCUCUUCUUACAUUUUAUUUAAAAUGUUUUAUAUUUAUUUAACAUGAAAAAAAUAUCCCUCUAAAUCUCAAUGUUAAGGAACUUUUUUUCAUUUAUGAAAACUUUCCCUUCUCUCCUGUUUUGAUUUUUCCGAUAAAUUACAGCACUGUUUAAAAGAAUUGAAUUUAAUCUCUAAAUUAAAACAAAAUUAUACAAAGGUAUUUGCAGAUUCUUGUCAAAAAAUUAAAAUUGUGAUAAUAUACAUACAAAUCUGCAUAUUUAGAAUUUUCAAUGUUUUUCUUGAUAUUUUUCUAAUUUCAAGUUUCACUUGAAACUAUAUAUUUAGUUUUUUUUUGUUGAAAAAAGAAAAUUAUUUAAAUUUUAUUUAUAUUGCAUUUUGAAUGCACAAAAAACUACAUUUUAGAAACUUGUAACAUUAAUAUAAAUUUAAUGAAUCUGUGGUUUCAAGGAAAAUAAAAUUUCCAACAUUAUGUUUAAAAGGCAUAAUGAAUGUCGACAUAUUUUGAAUAAUUACGAGGCUGUGUGUUGCUUUAGCAUUUAUGAAUUUGACACAAAAUAAUGAGACAUCGAGAAUUUGAAGAAUUUGUACUUUAAGAAUUGUGGUUCGUCAAAGGUUUAUUUCAUUUAUUUCAAAUAUGUAGUAAUAUUGAAAUUUCUCACGAAUCUUCUGAAUUUGAUUCGAAUAUGAACAUUCGAUUGGUUUAUUGUUUUCUGAAAAUUUAUGCUAUAUUAAGUUAUAGUGAUUACUUACAAGUUAUCAUUUUUCAAUCAGUAUUAAUUUAUGUUGUUCAGUUUUUCAAUCUCUUUUAUUAACACGGAAAAAUAUUUUUAAAAAAUGUGGUAAAAAGAAUUAAAAUUUUUAUUUCAUUUGUGUUGAAAAUAUUUAUCUACUGAAAUACGUUUUGUAAAAUAUUGGUAUAUCUGAAAUUUUAAGAAUUAUUAAUUUUAUUUGCAAAUAAAAAUUACAUGUUUAUUCUGUUCAGUAAAGUAACUGAAAUUUUUUCUUGCGUGUUAGAAAAAGCAUUUUUGCAAAAAUCGUAAAGAACUAUAUUUGCGGUGUGAACGAAAUAGUUAAAUUUUAAGAAUUACGAAUUCCAUAAUGUGAUGAUUACGCCAUAUCAGACUAAAGGAAAGUGCCCUAUUAUUAUUCAUCUAAUUGACGUCCUAUAAAGAAGGAAAUUUGUAACAAAUCAAUAACAUUAAAUUCCUGUAAGAUUACAUUAAACAUUUUUGUACAUAUAUAACAUUGAUUGUAAAAUUUAUCAAGAAUUUAUUCGAGAAUAAAUUAUAUAUUUAUCAUAA
This is a messenger RNA of Leptopilina heterotoma, 4534 nucleotides long. It is a transcript of the gene cwo, whose product is annotated as transcription factor cwo-like. The transcript has 4 exons. Gene Ontology annotation, molecular function: protein dimerization activity; RNA polymerase II cis-regulatory region sequence-specific DNA binding; DNA-binding transcription factor activity, RNA polymerase II-specific. NCBI's taxonomy places the organism in Eukaryota, Metazoa, Arthropoda, Insecta, Hymenoptera, Figitidae. Gene Ontology annotation, biological process: anterior/posterior pattern specification; regulation of circadian rhythm; regulation of neurogenesis. The coding region runs from base 1957 to 3033 and encodes 358 amino acids. The record is from RefSeq and is a predicted model, not a curated record. Gene Ontology annotation, cellular component: nucleus.